Hibiscus syriacus is the source of this 893-nucleotide messenger RNA. Its product is annotated as serine/threonine-protein kinase BSK3-like. Gene Ontology annotation, molecular function: protein kinase activity; protein binding. Gene Ontology annotation, biological process: brassinosteroid mediated signaling pathway. The transcript is spliced from 2 exons. Lineage: Eukaryota; Viridiplantae; Streptophyta; Magnoliopsida; Malvales; Malvaceae. Bases 74 to 430 code for a protein of 118 amino acids. The record is from RefSeq and is a predicted model, not a curated record.
CUAAACAUGAAAAGUACUUGUUUUCCAUUGUUUCUGAAACAUUUGUUGUGUUUUCCUGCAGCUCUCCUUCCAAAUGUGGACUGGCCAAAUGCAGGAAACAUUGAAUUCAAAGAAGAAGGGUGAUGCUGCUUUCAGGCAGAAAGAUUUUAAAGAAGCUAUUGAGUGCUACACUCAGUUUAUCGAUGGUGGUGCCAUGGUUUCUCCAACUAUUUUAGCACGGCGUAGCUUGUGUUAUGUCAUUAACGACACGCCUCAAGAAGGCCUGAAUGAUGCGAUGCAAGCCCAAGUGAUUUCCCCAGUAUGGCACAUUGCUUCUUAUCUUCAGGCAACUGCACUCGCUGCUCUUGGGAUGGAGAACGAGUCUCAAAUUGCACUCAAGGAGGGUGCAACACUUGAAGCCAAGAGAAGUUCAGUGGCUGGAAAGAAGUAAACGGCUCCAUGCGGAUAGUGAGUCUCCUAAUUGCAGUGCUUUGUUUGCGGCGACAAAAACCUGGCAUUGAUCUUGGGAGUCUGCAAUGACCGCUCAACCAAGUGAUCAUUCAUUCUGUAAUUCAACCAUAUAAAAGCAACCGUUUUCCCCGGGUGAUGGCAAGGGAAAGUGUAGUAUUUGAUUUCUUUGUCUUUCUUUUAUUAUUGUGUUCUUUUCCCUUUAUGAGUGUAUGCGAGAGUUCUUUCAUUCUUUGUUGGGUUUGAUCAAUUGUGCCCGUUUAUGUAACAAAUUCUUCCCCGUCACGUUGAUUGGGAACCGAGAAACAUUUUCCUCCCCUUGUGUUUACCUUUUGUCGGGAAAGAGAAAAAAAUGUUGUUUUCCUCAGUGGACCAGCUUUGUAAUUUCUGUAUCAAAACUUAAUGAAACAGUUGGGAAUUUGAUAAAAAAAUAUGUUGUAAUUUUU